Messenger RNA from Gadus chalcogrammus (walleye pollock), 1072 nucleotides. It is a transcript of the gene myl6, whose product is annotated as myosin, light chain 6, alkali, smooth muscle and non-muscle. Gene Ontology annotation, cellular component: myosin II complex. Gene Ontology annotation, molecular function: calcium ion binding; structural constituent of muscle. The transcript is spliced from 7 exons. Lineage: Eukaryota; Metazoa; Chordata; Actinopteri; Gadiformes; Gadidae. The record is from RefSeq and is a predicted model, not a curated record. The coding region runs from base 105 to 560 and encodes 151 amino acids.
UUUCCUCACUCGUUACGUCACGAGGGUGUUUCCUCCCUUCAGUCUCAUCAGUCAGCGGUACGAAUAGCUUCAGUCGUCCUCAAAACUCAGCCAACAUCUCCACCAUGUCGGACUACUCAGAGGAUCAGAUCAUGGAGUUCAAGGAGGCGUUCCUUCUGUUCGACCGGACGGGCGACGGGAAGAUCAGCUACAGCCAGUGUGGGGACGUCAUGCGGGCCCUGGGCCAGAACCCGGUCAACGCAGAGGUCCUCAAGGUGCUGGGGAACCCCAAGUCAGAAGAGAUGAACUACAAGAUGCUGGACUUUGAGCAGUUCCUGCCCAUGCUGCUGGCCAUCGCCAAGAACAAGGACCAGGGCUCGUUCGAGGACUUCGUGGAGGGUCUGCGCGUCUUCGACAAGGAGGGCAACGGCACCGUCAUGGGGGCGGAGCUCCGCCACGUCCUCACCACGCUGGGGGAGAAGAUGUCUGAAGAGGAGGUGGAGACCCUCUUGGCCGGACACGAAGACACCAACGGCUGCAUCAACUAUGAAGCUUUUGUCCGGCAGAUCAUAUCCGGAUGAGCAGAGGAACUCGUCAGGAUGGUGAUGAGCGGUUGAAGAUCUCUGCACGCUUCGGUCUUAAGUGUUUCCCUGAAUAUUAAUGUUUGUCUCCGUCUUGCUGUCCACGUCACGUCCCCAAACAGAUUCCAUGUUUGUUUUUGACAUCCUUUUAUUUGAUUUCAAAAGUGCCUUUUGCAUGUCCUAUGUUGAAGAGACCAUACCAUUUCAUUUCCACAUCAUUCCUCCUCACGGAGAUGCAUGUUAGGAUGCAGAUCAUUGGCACCACAUUGGCAAUAACAUUCCCUUGAUUAUUUGUACACAUUCCUUCCCUGUCACUUUUGUAGCCAACUAGCUAUGUUGAUUUUUAUAGAGCAGAUGCAUGUUCAUUGGCUAAGGCAAGCUGUAACCAAGACUUGUUUAUCCGAACCAGGGAAAUCAUGGAAGUGAUACUGUAGGAUGGCAGGCUGCAUUGAACAGUAUUUAAUAAAGAACCAACUUUUUAAAAGGAUUUUCUUCGUUUUUUUUGAGUUGGC